AUGUGCAGAGCCUGGAAAGAGGGGAAAAUCCUAGAAAGACCUGAUGGGUCACUUUCGAAGGAUUCUUACAAAGCAAAGCGGAAGAGCUACCGCCUGGAGAAGCAGCGAGUUGCAAAUGAAUUGGUGACUGCUUUGCAAGAUCCAGCUAUUGUCAUUUUGGCAGAUUGGCUGAAAGUUCGUGGAUCACUCAAGGGUUGGACGAAGCUCUACUGCGUUCUCAAACCAGGACUCCUUCUCCUCUAUAAAAGUGAUAAGCUCAAGAGCAACCACUGGGUGGGCACCAUCUUACUUAGCAGCUGUGAGCUGAUUGAGAGACCAUCCAAGAAGGAUGGAUUCUGUUUCAAGCUCUUCCAACCUCUCGAGCAAUCCAUCUGGGCCACCAGAGGGCCUCAGGGUGAAACUAUGGGUGCUGUUUGUCAACCUCUACCGACAUCUUACUUGAUCUUCCGAGCACCAUCACAAGCAGCAGGGAAAUGUUGGAUGGAUGGUCUGGAGCUGGCUCUCCGUUGUUCAUCUCUGUUAAAGCGAAGCUUGGGACAGGAAACCCCUGAGCUCAAUGGGUCACAGGAUGACCCUGGCCUUGAUGUAGAGGCCAUGUCUAUCCCAGAAAUGCUGGAUCCACAAGAGGCUGCAUGCCUGCCAGUUCUAGUUCUAGAUGAUGCUGAUGCUGAAAAGCACUUCAAGGGAUAUGGCCUUGAAGAUGAUGGUGGGAGUCACACUGAUGAAACUCAAGAAUUGCGACACUCUGAGACUGAAACUGAUUCUGAUAAGUCUUCUUUGCCAAAAGAAGAUGGUGCUAGCAUCGGGGCAGAGGAAGUCCUAGAGCAGUGUUACCAACCUCAUGAGACUCUAUAUGUGUCUGCACCUGAGGAAGACCUUGUCCAUAUUGGAGAGUCAGGGUCUGGGCAAACGGAGGAAUUGGCAGAAGACAAUCGCUCAAUUCUCUGGUUUCUCUUGAAACAAGUGAGGCCUGGAAUGGAUUUGUCACGUGUUGUUCUCCCCACAUUUAUCCUUGAACCUCGCUCAUUCCUUGACAAGCUCUCCGAUUACUACUACCAUUCUGAUUUCCUUGCCAGGGCAGUUAAUGAAAAUGACCCAUUCAAGAGGAUGAAGGAAGUUGUACGUUGGUACAUGUCUGGAUUCUAUAAGAAGCCUCGUGGGUUGAAGAAGCCAUAUAAUCCAAUCCUUGGGGAGACCUUUCGUUGCUAUUGGCUUCAUCCAAAUGGGUCUAGGACAUUCUACAUUGCUGAACAGGUGGGAGUCUUCGACCCGGGAUUUCAGAUCUUAACUGAAGACGAAAUUGUGGACUCCGUGAAAGCAGAAGCCACUGUUGAAGGUGCAAAAGAUGAAGAAGCAUGCGAUGAACAGGACAACAAAGGCCCUACACAUGCUGAGGCAUUUGCUGCAUUCGAAACUGUCAUGGCAUGGUGUGAACAACAGACAAAGCUGGUGGUAUCACACCAUCCUCCUGUGACAGCAUGUUAUGUGUCAAACCGUAAGGAAGGCUUCACUGUGAGUUCAUCCAUCCUGGCUAAGAGCAAGUUCUAUGGGAACUCCACAUCAGCCAUAUUGGAAGGGAUAGCACGGCUCACACUUCUUCCAAGGGGUGAAGAAUACCUCAUGACAUUGCCAUAUGCCCACUGCAAGGGUUUGUUCAUGGGCACCCUCACCUUGGAGCUUGGUGGGAAAGUGAACAUCAGCUGUGACACCACUGGUUACUGCACCGAACUGGAAUUCAAGCUCAAGCCAUUUCUGGGUGGAUCAGAGAGUGUGAAUGCAAUAUCUGGGAAGAUUUCACUGGGAAAGGAUGUGCUUGCAACCAUCCAGGGUCAUUGGGAUGGCCAGAUAACCAUCAGGGACAAAAGACUUAAGAUGAAAGAAGUACUCUGGAGCCCAACAGCAGAGAUGCGAGCACAGCGACUGAAGCGAUUCCUCGUUCCUUUAGACCAACAAGGCCAAUGGGAAUCUGAGAAGCUCUGGUUACAAGUCUCUGAGGCAAUUCGAGCUAAUAACCAGGAGUGGGCAACUGAGGAGAAGACAAAACUGGAAGAUCAGCAGAGAAAUGGAGCCAAGGAGAGAAAGCUGAAGGGAGAGGAGUGGGUCCCUGUAUACUUUGAACAAGAUCGCCUCCUUGGAGAAUGGGUAUACAAGCAUGCAGACCAUCGUCCAUGGGACCAAAGUACAGAUGUCUGUCAGUAUGAAGAUAAUUAUGUGAUUCACACUCACACUCGCUUGCAAGGAGCUCCCCUUGUCAAAUCAGGCAGUCUCAGCCUGCAGCACUUGCUGGAUGGAGGAGUGCCAGGAGUGACCUUCCAAGAAGAAGAUGAUACGGGGACUUCAGAAAGUGAUGGUCUUGUAUCUGGUAUCCCAAAACUGCGACAAAGACCAAGGGGGUCUUUAUCUAAGCUCACCUCAGCAUUGAUUUCUGCACCCCCUGUCAGUAAUGAUGCACCACGUUUUAGUGAAUCUUCACUUGGUGUGGAUCCCUCUAGGCUCAAGUGUCUUGGUGAAGGAAGGGAUGAGAUCCAGAAGCACCUGGCUCGUCUUAAUUUCAAAUUGGAUGAACUUCAGCGGGAUGUUGGGAGUCGAAACCUCUGGCGAGAAGCCCUGCUCCUCCUCCUCUUUUCCAUCUUCCAGGCCAUCUUCCUCAAGUGGCUCCUUCGCACAUGAGCUACAAAUACUCAUUCAUCUGCAUGGGCACUAAGCUAAUACUCCCUCUCUUCUCUUCCAUUCUGUUCCACAUGCACACAAAGCACAGUCUCUUGCAUUCCAGUCAAUGUGUGCUACUUAUUUUCUUCAGAAAAUAUAAAUCUCAAGACACAUUCCUUCCUCCUGAAUCUUCCAGAGCCCUCAAUUGAACACUAUGCAUAAGAUUUUUAAAAAAAUAUGUAAAUGUACUGUUGCUCUUUCUCUCAAGUAAUUUUUUUCUUUUUUGUUGAUACUUUGAUAUUUUACCGAGUACUGUCCUAAUCCCAG
Molecule: messenger RNA, 2976 nt
Organism: Darwinula stevensoni
Lineage: Eukaryota; Metazoa; Arthropoda; Ostracoda; Podocopida; Darwinulidae
Source: the annotation of a GenBank genome assembly